UUUUCUUUCGUCAUCAUUAUGCGUCGAUCUGUCCCGUCACUGUGACAUGUGAAGAAAACAUGGGGAGGCAGUUGGUUUAAUAUUUCACUACUUUGUAUUCAAAUUCAUGCAACAUUAAAUGUACCGAUUUUCCAGCUAAAGUGGAACUUUUACUCACGUUGCGAUUCUGCUAGUAGUUGAAAGCGCGGUAGCCUAAGGUUGGGCUAGCUAGCUUUACUCGCACGGUUUCUUUUCUGUUUAUUGGCUCGCUUUUAGCCUGCUAGCAGCAUGGAUAACACUGAGGAAAAUGCUAUUGAGCUCCACGGAGAUGAGGAAAUUAUUGAAGUCAUUGAUCUGAACGACACGGAGCCGGGUCCUGAUGAUUUGGCUGAUGACUUGGGGGAUGUUGACUUUGAAGAUCCCGGAAAUGCAGAUGAUGACAAUGAGGGCUGGGAGACUGAAGACGAGAUGGAAGCUGAGCCCGUGCAAGAUGACAGCGAUGUCACCUUUUCCAAACACAGUGGCUCUGUGUUUUGCGUGAGUUUGGAUCCUGUGACAAACAGCUUGGCUGUGACAGGAGGAGAGGAUGAUAAGGCCUAUGUCUGGAGGUUGAGCGACGGGGAAGUUCUGUUGGAGUGCACAGGUCACAAAGACUCUGUGACAUGUGCUGUGUUCAGCCAUGACUCCUCCCUGGUGGCUUCGGGUGACAUGAGCGGCAUGAUUAAAGUCUGGAAAAUAGAAACCAAAGAGGAGAUCUGGUGUUUUGAAGUCGGAGACCUGGAGUGGCUGGAGUGGCAUCCCUGCGCUCCGGUGCUGCUGGCAGGAACAGACGAUGGCAACGUGUGGAUGUGGAAGAUCCCUGCAGGAGACUGUAAAACAUUCCAGAGUCCUGCAUGCCAGGCCACCAGUGGCAAAGUGCUGCCUGAUGGUAAGCGGGCUGUGGUGGGUUAUGAGGACGGGACAGUGCGUGUGUGGGACUUAAAGCAGGGCAACGCUAUCCAUGUCAUUAAAGGUCAAGACGGACACCAGGGGUCGCUGACCUGCCUGGCAUGUAACAAGGACGGCUCUCUGGUCUUGACUGGGUCAGUGGACGGCUGCGCCAAGCUUUUCAAUACCACCACAGGCAAGGUGGUUGGAACAUUCUCUGUGGAGGGAGGCAAAGCAAAAGGAUUAAAAGAAGAGGAAGAAUCCAACUCGGUUGAAUCUGUGGGAUUCUGUAACGUCCUACCUCUCAUAGCCGUGGCGUACCUGGAUGGGACUCUGGCAAUAUAUGACCUCUCUACACAAGGCCUGAGGCACAAGUGCCAACAUGAGGCCGGCAUCGUUCACCUGCGGUGGGAAGAGUCUUCUUCUGUGGUGUCCACCUGCAGUUUAGAUGGAGCGCUGCGUUUGUGGGAUGCUCGCUCUGGAAACAUGGUGUCAGAAUACUGCGGCCACACAGCAGAGAUCCUCGACUUCGCCAUCAACAGGGAGGCAUCUCUUGCAGUAACCGCCUCAGGAGACAACCAGGCCAAAGUCUUCUGCCUUCAAAGACCCGAUCGGUAAAGAGACAGGAGAUAUUUCAGGAGAAAUAGCAGAGACUUUGCAUUGCUGAGGCAUUACGCUCUCAUGCACUGGAGAUUCCUUUCUCCUCAGGAUUUUAAAAUAUUCUCAUGUGGUCUUACCAUCUUAUCUGACCUGCUUUACUGUAGCAUCCAAGAGAAUUUUUUUCUGUUUUAGGACUUAAGUUGUGCUUAGUUGCCAGAUGUUAAGCACAUUUAAACGCAACUAAGUGAGAGGAAAAGUGAGUUUGGGUCUGGUUUGAAUGACAGCAGAUCUUCUCGUCUAUGCAGAACUUUAAAUUGUGAUUCUUUUACUUUAGGUUCACUGUUUCUGUUAGAAACACAGCAAAGCACCUCUGACAGCUAAUGCCCAGUCCUCAAAAAUGUGUGAUAGAGGAUUUUUUCCUUUUGUGUUUGUGUGGUCUUCCGGCUCUCAGAUUAUCUUACCAAACUUUCAAAGUAAUUCAACUGUAAAUACAAAAUAAUUAAACGUUUUUCAGAGUAACCAUUAAAACUCAU
This is a messenger RNA of Monopterus albus (swamp eel), 2039 nucleotides long. RefSeq names its product angio-associated, migratory cell protein (gene aamp). The coding region runs from base 268 to 1524 and encodes 418 amino acids. Gene Ontology annotation, cellular component: cytosol. Gene Ontology annotation, molecular function: protein binding. The record is from RefSeq and is a predicted model, not a curated record. NCBI's taxonomy places the organism in Eukaryota, Metazoa, Chordata, Actinopteri, Synbranchiformes, Synbranchidae. The transcript has 11 exons.